Entamoeba invadens IP1 is the source of this 546-nucleotide messenger RNA. RefSeq lists its product as hypothetical. The transcript has a single exon. The coding region runs from base 1 to 546 and encodes 181 amino acids. NCBI's taxonomy places the organism in Eukaryota, Evosea, Mastigamoebida, Endamoebidae. The record is from RefSeq and is a predicted model, not a curated record.
AUGAGUAAGCAGAACGACUACGAACAAAUAGAUAAUGUCGAAGAGGAAGAGAUGUUAACACAGAUCGAUCCAAAUGAUAAAAGAAAAAUGGUAAACGUUGCGUUUCGUAUGCCGACUGGUGGGACUACCAAAUCUCGCUUUGAAGUGACGUGUACUGUGAAAGACUUGUUUGUCUUUUUAGAAGAGAACCAUUUGAAGAGGAAAGACGUUGAGAUUCUUCAUCCACUAAAGAGAGUCCCGUUGAAAGAUGAACGAGUGAAACUUGAAGAGUUUUAUCCUUCAAUUUUAUUUCAUGUUGUUAUGAAAAAGAAAUUGGGAGAAGUCAAAGAGGCAAAGCCUCAUCAAAGCCAACAACAGCCGCCUGCAAGAUACCUUUCGGGUGAGAGGUAUGUCGAUCCAACACAAACAAUACAGGCGCCCGUUCAAAUUCAACAGGAACAAAUGUAUCAACAACAGCCACAACAACGCCAACAACACGUUCAACCCGAACCUCCACCUAAAAAUAAGUUUUUGAGGUUUAUGAAGGGGUUUUUUACAGGGAAGUGA